This is a messenger RNA of Acipenser ruthenus (sterlet), 2850 nucleotides long. Its product is annotated as mitogen-activated protein kinase 12-like. Gene Ontology annotation, cellular component: cytoplasm; nucleus. The transcript has 12 exons. Gene Ontology annotation, molecular function: MAP kinase activity; ATP binding. NCBI's taxonomy places the organism in Eukaryota, Metazoa, Chordata, Actinopteri, Acipenseriformes, Acipenseridae. The record is from RefSeq and is a predicted model, not a curated record. Bases 871 to 1956 code for a protein of 361 amino acids. Gene Ontology annotation, biological process: protein phosphorylation; intracellular signal transduction.
GCAGCGUGUAGCGUCCUUCAUUUCAGUGAAACAGCAGCGUGUAGCGUCCUUCAUUUCAGUGAAACAGCAGCGUGUAGGGUCCUUCAUUUCAGUGAAACAGCAGCGUGUAGCGUCCUUCAUUUCAGUGAAACAGCAGCGUGUAGCGUCCUUCAUUUCAGUGAAACAGCAGCGUGUAGCGUCCUUCAUUUCAGUGAAACAGCAGCGUGUAGCGUCCUUCAUUUCAGUGAAACAGCAGCGUGUAGGGUCCUUCAUUUCAGUGAAACAGCAGCGUGUAGCGUCCUUCAUUUCAGUGAAGCACCAGCGUGUAGCGUCCUUCAUUUCAGUGAAACAGCAGCGUGUAGGGUCCUUCAUUUCAGUGAAGCACCAGCGUGUAGCGUCCUUCAUUUCAGUCCAUGUUUAAAAUGAUCCUCAGUUUCACGUUUCAGAUGUAUUUCUUUAAGCAGGAUAGACAGAAGUCUUGAGAGAACUCGUUUCUCAGGGGGGUCCUGGCCAUGUUGUUGUGCUAGUAAAGCUUGUUGCGCUUGUGUCGGGUUAGCCUCGCUAUCUGUUUCAGUCGAGUGCACCGGUACUGCACCUGUGCUUGUUGCGAGGGAGAGAAGGCAGUGGCCGAGCCACUGUGCCCCCCUGUCUGUGCCUCGCUCUGCGCUUCAGAAAGCGGUGGAUGGUUACCCAACAAAGACGGGAGGGACCGCACAGCCGCAAGCACUCACACACACACACACACACACAGAGAGAGACACGCUGCGCGUCUCACAGCUCACUCCCUCAGGCUGUCUGAAGACUUGAACAAACAAAACGAGAGCGUUUCACAAGGAACUGCGAGAGAGAACGAGAGAUCGUCACCGUGAGUUUUUUAAAGUUUCAACCGAAAUGUCGUCCAGCAGAAGAGUGGGUUUUUAUCGGCAAGACAUCAGCAAGACGGUUUGGGAUGUCCCGGAUCGGUACACCGACCUGAAGUCCGUGGGUUCGGGGGCGUACGGAGCUGUGUGCUCCUCCACAGACAAGCGGACUGGAUCUAAAGUGGCAAUCAAGAAGCUGAACCGACCCUUCCAGUCUGAGCUGUUUGCAAAGAGAGCCUACAGAGAGCUGCGACUCCUCAAGCACAUGAAGCACGAGAACGUCAUUGGGCUGGUGGAUGUGUUCACCCCUGACGUCUCAUUGGACAGAUUCCAGGACUUCUACCUAGUGAUGCCCUUCAUGGGCACUGACCUGGGCAGGAUCAUGAAGCUGGAGAGGCUGACGGAGGACCGCAUCCAGUUCCUGGUCUACCAGAUCCUGAAGGGCCUCAAGUAUAUCCACUCAUCAGGAAUCAUUCACAGGGACCUCAAACCUGGAAAUCUGGCCGUCAACCAGGACUGUGAGUUAAAGAUCCUGGACUUCGGUCUGGCCCGGCAUGCGGACAGUGAGAUGACGGGCUACGUGGUGACGCGCUGGUACCGAGCUCCAGAGGUCAUCCUCAACUGGAUGCACUACACCCAGACAGUGGAUAUCUGGUCGGUCGGCUGCAUCAUGGCUGAGAUGCUGUCUGGGAAGCCUCUCUUCAAGGGGAACGAUCAUCUGGACCAGCUGACAGAGAUCAUGAAGAUCACAGGGACGCCGACACAGGACUUCAUUCACAAGCUGCAGAGCCAGGACGCUAAGAAUUACAUCAUGAGUUUACCCAAAGUCCAGAAGAAAGACUUGCAAGCGCUUUUUUCAAAAGCAAACCCUCUAGCGGUCAGUCUGCUGGAGAAGAUGCUGGUUCUGGACGCUGAGCGGAGGAUCACAGCGGCCGAGGCGCUGGCUCACCCGUACUUCGAGUCGUACCGAGAACCCGACGAGGAGACCGAGGCUGAGCCCUACGAUGAGACCCUGGACCACACAGACAUGCCUGUGGAGCAGUGGAAACGUCACACGUUCACGGAGAUCCUAACCUUCAUGCCCACAGUGCUGGAGUCUAGAGAGACGUCGCUGUGAUGCUGGAGUGGAGCGGGCUGGCUGUGUGCGCUGAGGGGAGAAGGGCAGCAUUGCUACACAUGCAAUCAACAGGAACUGCACCAGAGAACUAUCCCAGCCUGACUUCAAACACACAACCAGGAAACCUGAGUGGGACGCUCGGUACUGAGAUCAGGGAUGGAAAUAAGACUCCUAUUGCACAGCAGUGUCGCCCAUGCCAGCUUUGUUAGCCCCAGUGUGUAUAGAUAACAAGCUCAGAUGUGUCUUAUUAAACCCACAGUAAAACCAGGAAUGGGUCAGUCAUGUUUUCAUCCCAGGUCUACCAUAACCUCAUUCAUUUCAACAUCACUGCUAAAAUCUCUCCAUUCACACCGGUCUGUCUGUCUUUCUGUUGCUGUCUGAUGUCUACAUAAAAGAAAACGAUAGUGUCACUGUAGCCAUAGAAAUGUUGUACAGCCAUUAACCAAGCAGUCUCUCUGUGGGGACACCUUGACUAUAGCACUCCCUGUGGGGACACCUUGGCUAUAGCACUCCCUGUGGGGACACCUUGACUGUAGCGCUCCCUGUGGGGACACCUUGACUAUAGCACUCCCUGUGGGGACACCUUGGCUAUAGCACUCCCUGUGGGGACACCUUGACUGUAGCACUCCCUGUGGGGACACCUUGACUAUAGCACUCCCUGUGGGGACACCUUGGCUAUAGCACUCCCUGUGGGGACACCUUGACUAUAGCACUCUCUGUGGGGACACCUUGACUAUAGCACUCCCUGUGGGGACACCUUGGCUAUAGCACUCCCUGUGGGGACACCUUGACUGUAGCACUCCCUGUGGGGACACCUUGACUGUAGCACUCUCUGUGGGGACACCUUGACUAUAGCACUCCCUGUCGGGACACCUUGACUAUAGCACUCUCUGU